Closterium sp. NIES-65 is the source of this 2211-nucleotide messenger RNA. The record is from the annotation of a GenBank genome assembly. NCBI's taxonomy places the organism in Eukaryota, Viridiplantae, Streptophyta, Zygnematophyceae, Desmidiales, Closteriaceae.
AUGCGCCUGGGCCAGCUCAUCGCCUUUCAGCUCUACUGGAACCUCAUCCAGUCGGGGUAUCAGAGCAUCAUGUCUGUACUCAUGUCCCUCACCAAGGCCUCUAGCACCGCUCAGCGAGUGCUCUCCCUCAUCGACUCGCUGCCAGAUAUUGACCCUGAUGCGGGCACCAAGCUCACCAAGGCCUCUGGCGCUGCCCAGAGGGUGCUCUCCCUCAUCGACUCUCUACCAGAUAUCAACCCUGACAAGGGCACCAAGGUGUGUGGGGAUCGGAAUAGCAGUGGGUGUUUGGAGUGUGGGGGUCCAGUCGGGGUAUCAGAGCAUCAUGUCGGAGUGUCUUUCCACGUGGAUCCAGGGCAAGUGCUCGCCAUGGUGGGUCACAGUGGUGGGAGCAAGUCCACAGUGCGGGCAUUCUCAACAGAGGGGGUGGAGAGGGAGCGGUACGAGAGCAAGACCAUGGCGGCCAUGGCAAAGGGCGUGAGGGACGCCCUUGCCUACUCCGGCGCCGUCGCCAUCAACAACUGGCUCGACCUGGGGGCGUCCGUGCUCAUCCUCUGGUGGGUUGGGUCUGCUGUGGUGUGCUGGGGGUGUGUAGGGACGCCCUUGCCUAUUCCGGCGCCGUCUCCAUCAACAGCUGGCUCGACCUGGGGGCGUCCGUGCUCAUCCUCUGGUGGGUUGGGUCUGCUGUGGUGUGUUGGGGGUAUGUGGGUGGGAUGUGGGUGGGACGUACGUGAGGGACGCCCUUGCCUAUUCCGGCGCCGUCUCCAUCAACAGCUGGCUCGAACUGGGGGCGUCCGUGCUCAUCCUCUGGUGGGUUGGGUCUGCUGUGGUGUGUUGGGGGUAUGUGGGUGGGAUGUGGGUGGGACGUACGUGAGGGACGCCCUUGCCUAUUCCGGCGCCGUCUCCAUCAACAGCUGGCUCGACCUCGGGGCGUCCGUGCUCAUCCUCUGGUGGGUUGGGUCUGCUGUGGUGUGUUGGGGGUAUGUGGGUGGGAUGUGGGUGGGACGUACGUACGGAGGGGUGUUGGUGAUGGAGGGGCACAUGCGCCUGGACCAGCUCAUCGCCUUCCAGCUCUGCUGGAACCUCAUCCAGUACGGAGGGGUGUUGGUGAUGGAGGGGCACAUGCGCCUGGACCAGCUCAUCGCCUUCCAGCUCUACUGGAACCUCAUCCAGUCGGGGUACGGAGGGGUGUUGGUGAUGGAGGGGCACAUGCGCCUGGGCCAGCUCAUCGCCUUUCAGCUCUAUUGGAACCUCAUCCAGUCGGGGUAUCAGAGCAUCAUGUCUGUACUCAUGUCCCUCACCAAGGCCUCUGGCGCCGCUCAGCGAGUGCUCUCCCUCAUCGACUCGCUGCCAGAUAUUGACCCUGAUGCGGGCACCAAGGUGUCAACACUGCAGGGAUCCAUCCGCAUGGAGGAUGUUCACUUCCACUACCAGAUGCGCCCAGACCACCCCGUGCUCAAAGGAGUGUCUUUCCACGUGGAUCCAGGGCAAGUGCUCGCCAUGGUGGGUCACAGUGGAGUAUCCCUCCACGUGGAUCCAGGCCAAGUGCUCGCCCUGGUGGGUCGCAGCGGGGGAGGCAAGUCAACCGUGGUGCAUCUGCUCAUGCGCUUCUACGAUCCUGUCCAAGGCCGCAUCGUGAUGGACGGCCGAGAUCUGCGCGAGCUGAAUCUACGGUCGGUGCACGCGCACAUGGGGCUGGUGGCGCAGGACACGCAGAUGUGGGCAUGCAGCAUCGAGGAGAAUAUCGCGUAUGGCUUGCCUUCCUACACUCGAGCCGAAGUGGAGGAGGCUGCCAAGCACGCCAACGCACACGAUUUCAUCACCAAGUUCCCCGAGGGUUACGCUACACGCGUGGGAGAGAGGGGAGUGCGACUCUCAGGCGGUCAGAGGCAGCGCAUAGCCAUUGCCCGGAUGCUGCUGCGCCGCCCGCGCGUGCUCCUAUUGGACGAAGCCACGUCAGCGUUGGACGCGGAGAGUGAGGCGCUGGUGCAGGGCGCGCUGGACCGGCUGAUCGCGGAGGGCGGGCGCACCAUCGUGCUCGUGGCUCACCGGCUGUCCACCGUGCGCAAUGCUGACAGCAUCUGCGUGCUGGAAGGGGGGCGGGUCGCUGAGCAUGGCACGCAUGAGCAGCUGCUGGAAAUUCGUGAGUGUCGAUGGGUGGUAGAGGGAAGGGACGAGUUGUUGUUUCUUGUCGAGUGUGUGUACAGCAAGUGA